Anopheles nili is the source of this 2496-nucleotide messenger RNA. RefSeq names its product threonine--tRNA ligase 1, cytoplasmic (gene ThrRS). Gene Ontology annotation, molecular function: ATP binding; threonine-tRNA ligase activity. Gene Ontology annotation, biological process: threonyl-tRNA aminoacylation. The coding region runs from base 1 to 2304 and encodes 767 amino acids. The record is from RefSeq and is a predicted model, not a curated record. Gene Ontology annotation, cellular component: cytoplasm. The transcript has 4 exons. Lineage: Eukaryota; Metazoa; Arthropoda; Insecta; Diptera; Culicidae.
AUGCAGCGGACAGUAGAUGUUAUCUUUCGUCGAUGUGGUGUAUGGUCGGCGGUAGCUGGUGGAUAUAUGCACCAAGGAAGUAGUAGUCGAAAAUGGUUGAUGUUACGGCAACUGCAUCGUUUAGCGCAGCAUGCUUUGGAAAAUCAACAGCCUCGUCAGCAUCGCCGUUUUGCAACACUGGCAAGCAAAGCAAAGAAGGAGAAACAGAAGAAUGUGGCAGCAGAAAAAGGUGCGUCAUGUGCUAUAGCUGCUGCUGGUCAGACUUCAAAUGUUGGCGAUGAAUCCAAGGGUGGAGAUCCGGAGUUUCUGGAGCACCGCAUCAAAAUAUACGAUGAGUUGAUGGCGCAGUACAAAGAGGAGCUGGAGAAGAAAGAGAAAGUACCCAUUAAGGUAACGUUGCCUGAUGGCAAGCAAGUCGAUGGGUUAAGCUGGCAAUCCACUCCAUACGAGGUGGCUAGAGGAAUUAGUCAGGGCUUGGCGGAUAACACUGUCAUCGCACGUGUAAACAACGAACUUUGGGAUUUGGACCGCCCUCUUGAGGGUGACUGUAAACUGCAACUACUCAAGUUCGACGAUCCUGAAGCUCAAGCCGUGUUUUGGCACAGCUCGGCACACAUUUUGGGAGAAGCGAUGGAAAAACGAUAUGGAGGGCAUCUCUGUUACGGACCCCCGAUCGAUAACGGCUUCUACUACGAUAUGUUCCUUGAAGGAAGUGGAAUUUCUAACCAGGAUUACGGGGUGCUGGAGGCUGAGGUGAAGAAGAUCGUCAAAGAAAAGCAACCGUUUGAACGAUUGGAGAUGAAAAAAGCAGAUCUGCUGCGCAUGUUCGAGUACAACCAGUUUAAGGUGCGCAUUUUAAACGAGAAAGUAACAACCGACACAACAACAGUGUACCGCUGCGGACCAUUAAUUGAUCUGUGUCGUGGUCCGCAUGUAAGGAACACGGGAAAGGUAAAAGCUUUGAAAGUGGUCAAAAAUUCGUCCACCUACUGGGAGGGAAAAGCGGAUGCGGAAACACUUCAGCGUGUAUAUGGUAUUUCGUUUCCCGAUCCGAAGCAACUGAAGGAGUGGGAAAAGAUCCAGGAGGAAGCUGCCAAACGCGAUCAUCGUAAAUUGGGAAAAGAGCAGGAGUUAUUCUUUUUCCACGAGCUGUCUCCCGGUUCGUGCUUCUUCCAGCCGAAAGGUGCUCAUAUUUACAACACGUUGAUGAAUUUCAUUCGUGGCGAGUAUAGGAAGCGUGGUUUUCAGGAAGUCAUCUCGCCCAACAUCUACAAUGCUAAGCUUUGGCAAACAUCUGGCCACUGGCAGCACUAUGCCGAGAACAUGUUUUCAUUCGAGAGCGAAAAAGAAACAUUCGCAUUGAAGCCAAUGAAUUGUCCUGGACACUGUUUGAUUUUUGAUCAUCGCAAUCGAUCGUGGCGCGAAUUGCCGCUUCGCAUGGCCGACUUUGGUGUGCUUCAUCGAAAUGAGCUAUCGGGAGCGCUAACUGGUUUGACACGUGUGCGCCGGUUCCAGCAAGACGAUGCGCAUAUCUUCUGCAUGCCUGAGCAAAUUCGAGAGGAAAUCACCGGUUGCUUGGACUUCCUGAGGCACGUGUAUACCGUAUUUGGGUUCACGUUCAAUCUCGUCCUUUCGACACGCCCCGAAAAGUAUCUCGGUGAGAUUGAAGUAUGGAACGAAGCAGAAAAGGCUCUCGCGGAAUCACUGGACAAGUUUGGCGAACCCUGGAAAGAAAACCCCGGGGAUGGUGCAUUCUACGGACCGAAGAUCGAUAUCACGAUCAUGGAUGCGCUCAAGCGAAAUCAUCAGUGCGCCACAAUCCAGCUUGAUUUCCAACUCCCGAUUCGUUUCAAUCUGAACUACAUCGACGACAAUGGGGAAAAGAAGCGCCCGGUCAUUGUUCAUCGUGCGGUGCUCGGAUCAGUGGAGCGUAUGAUUGCGAUUUUGACGGAGAACUAUGCAGGCAAGUGGCCAUUCUGGUUGUCCCCACGGCAAGUGAUGGUGGUACCGGUUGGCCCAGCUUAUGACGAAUACGCCGAUAAAGUGCGACAACGAUUACACGAAGCAGGAUUCAUGGCUGAAGCAGAUUUGGAUGCCGGCGAUACCAUGAACAAGAAAAUUCGCAACGCACAACUCGCACAGUUUAACUUCAUCUUGGUGGUCGGUGAUAAGGAACGCAGCUCUGAGACGGUAAACGUACGCACCCGUGACAAUAAGGUGCACGGCGAGGUAACCGUAGCUGAAUUGAUCAUGAAGCUAUCAAAACUGCGAGAUGAAUUUGCUCGUGGAGAGGAUCAGUUUUAAACGGAUUUGAGUCUUUUUGCAUUUAAGGCGCAGAGUUGUGCAGAUAAAAUCCCGUAGCACUCUGCUGAUUAAAACGUGUGUGCUGAGUAGACAGAGUCUAAUUAAUCUUUGAUUAUUUUAUAAUUUAUUGUCACUUUAUUCGUUUUGCUUGUACUACUAUUAUUACUUAUUCGAAUGGAAUAAAGUGUCUUC